This is a messenger RNA of Neltuma alba, 2260 nucleotides long. RefSeq names its product O-fucosyltransferase 20. Gene Ontology annotation, cellular component: cytoplasm. The record is from RefSeq and is a predicted model, not a curated record. The transcript has 6 exons. Lineage: Eukaryota; Viridiplantae; Streptophyta; Magnoliopsida; Fabales; Fabaceae. Bases 188 to 1876 code for a protein of 562 amino acids.
CGCGUUCCCGCCGCCCCACUCUCUCUGGUCGCUUUCUCUCUCUAUAGCACCCAACACCGAACCACCAUUUUUACAUUUACUUAUUUACACAUUCUUUGAUUUUUGAUAUAUAAUCAAACCCCUCACCAUUUCCUCCAUCUCUCUUCUGAAACAAUAACAUCACAGCCUUCUCUCUUCUUCUUCUUCAAUGGCCAAGUGGCAUCAGAAGGCUCGCAAGCUCUCCUACAUCUCUGUCCCUUCUCAGAUUAUCAGCUCAAUAUCUUCUUCUUCCCUUCAAUCUCUGCUUGAAUCUCCCAAGAAAUCUUCCAGAAAAUCCAAGUUCUUCUCUUUCUUCACCUUUAGAAGCUCACGGCUCUGGUUUCUCACCCUGUUCUUCGUUGGUUUCUUUGGGAUGCUCAAGUUUGGAUUCGACUUCGAUGUUCCAUUUUCUCCCUACCCAUGUCCUAUGCCUCAGCUGAAUCUCCCAAUAAUCUCCAACGGUCAUUCAGAAGCUGCCCGUCAAAAUGUUCAGAAAGAUGAGGUUCUGGAUAAUACGAGGUUGUCGCUGCCUUUGGCGUCCAAUGUGGAGGUGAGAGAGGAAACUGAUGAUGGACAAGUUGAGAAGAGCGAGUUCUGGAAGCAACCAGACGGAUUGGGUUACAGGCCUUGCUUGGAUUUCAGCAGGGAUUAUAGGAAACAGACCCAAGGGAUUGUGAACAACAGGAGGAAGUACCUCAUGGUUGUGGUCUCUGGUGGUAUGAAUCAACAGAGGAAUCAAAUUGUGGAUGCUGUUGUUAUUGCUAGGAUCCUCGGAGCUACCUUGGUUGUCCCCAUUUUGCAAGUCAACCUCAUAUGGGGCGACGAAAGUGAAUUUGCUGAUAUAUUUGAUUUGGAACACUUCAAGAGAGUUCUUGCAAAUGAUGUUCGAGUGGUUUCUGCAUUGCCUUCUACUCACUUAACGACCAAACCAGUUGAAGGAAGCCCUCCGCUUCAUGUUACUCCCAGUUGGAUACGUGCUCGGUACCACAAAAGACUUACCAGAGAAGGUGUUUUGCUCUUACGUGGCUUGGAUUCGAGGCUGUCGAAGGAUCUUCCUUCUGAUCUUCAGAAGCUUCGAUGCAAGGUUGCUUUUCAUGCCUUAAGGUUUGCGAAGCCGGUUCAGGAACUCGGUGACAAGAUUGCCGAGAGGAUGAGAAGCAAAGGACCCUACCUGGCCCUUCAUCUUCGAAUGGAGAAGGAUGUGUGGGUAAGAACCGGCUGCUCUCCCGGUCUAAGCCCUGAGUUUGAUGAGAUGGUGCAGAAAGAGAGGAUAAACCGGCCGGAGCUUUUGACUGCAAAAUCAAACAUGACUUCCCAAGAAAGGAAGCUGGCUGGCCUAUGCCCCUUGAAUGCUGUGGAAGUAACCAGGCUACUUAAAGGUCUAGGAGCUCCUAAGAAUGCAAGAAUCUACUGGGCUGGAGGGCAACCAUUGGGUGGAAAAGAAGCUUUGCUUCCAUUAAUCCAAGAGUUUCCACACUUUUACAGUAAGCAUGAUCUCUCCUUGCCGGGAGAACUUGAACCGUUUUCCAGAAAAGCAUCUCUGAUGGCUGCCAUAGAUUACAUAGUUUCUGAGAAGAGUGAUGUCUUCAUGCCAUCUCAUGGAGGAAACAUGGGCCAUAUGCUUCAGGGUCACCGGGCGUAUGCUGGGCACAAGAAAUUUAUCACCCCAAACAAGCGACAGAUGCCGCCCCAUUUUCUGAACUCUUCCCUGCCGGAAGCAGAGUUUAACAGGAUCAUCAAAGAGCUUCAUCAUGAGUCCUUAGGGCAGCCGGAGCUCCGGAGGCCUGGGAGGGAUGUCACCAAGUAUCCGGUCCCUGAAUGCAUGUGCCAAGCCUCACGAGCUCGAUCUCACUUGUAAUUUAACACCAAGCUUACUAGUAUGGAAAAACUGCCCCGUGAAGAAGCAAGUGAAGGCUAAUUUCUGCAGCUCCUACAAUUUUGAUCGGCACCUAGAUGUUGAUCGAUCGGGCUGAGUUCAACCAGAGUUUUCUUGUGAAGCAUGCCACUUUCUUCAGGUGUACAAAUAUGAAUUAUUGCUUAGACAUACUUUAUGCAAAGGGGAUCCCAUAAGUCAAUGAUAGAGUACACAAUAAUGCACAGCAGAAAAGGUCAUUUUUUUAAUUCUUUUAUACACACGAGAGAUUGUAUAGGAUACCAUGUUCCCUUGCUUUGUGUAAUUCUUUGAACCAUAUUACAGAUGUAUGCAUAUAUUUGUAUAAAUUAAAGCUGAGUUUAUCAUGAA